Messenger RNA from Girardinichthys multiradiatus, 2136 nucleotides. RefSeq names its product selenoprotein S (gene selenos). Gene Ontology annotation, cellular component: endoplasmic reticulum membrane; Derlin-1 retrotranslocation complex; Derlin-1-VIMP complex. The transcript is spliced from 6 exons. Lineage: Eukaryota; Metazoa; Chordata; Actinopteri; Cyprinodontiformes; Goodeidae. Bases 219 to 731 code for a protein of 170 amino acids. Gene Ontology annotation, biological process: endoplasmic reticulum unfolded protein response; retrograde protein transport, ER to cytosol. The record is from RefSeq and is a predicted model, not a curated record.
AACGAAGAAGUGACGCCUGCGAAGACACGUCAUCGUGAAGCUUCUGGACAGAGAGUAGCUUGUUUCUGUUUGGGGGUUAGUUUGUUGUGACUCCACCAGGGUGGAGCUGAUAUGACGAAGUUUGCUCCUCAGUAAGAAGCAUAGAUUAGGCCAGUGGUGUGUGUGUGGUUGUGUGUGUGUGUGUGUGUGUGUGUGUGUGUGUGUGUGUACCGGGUAAAAUGAAGAACCAGGACCUGAGUCAGCUGAGCUUCAUCGUAGGGGAGUUCCUGUCCCUGUAUGGGUGGUACCUGCUGGCUGUCACAUUCACAGUCUUCCUGCUCAUCCAGCAGCUGAGGAAGAGGAGAUCCAGCCAGAGCCAGCAGUACUCCGUCCCUCAGACACAGCUCGAUGCAUCUCUAGUGACACAAAGACAAGAGGCCUUCGAAGCAGCUCGGCGAAAGAUGCAGGAAGAACUUGAUGCAAAAGCUGCCAUCUUUAAGGAGAAACAGAGACAGCAAGAAGAGGAGAAGAGAAGGCAGAAGGUCGAGGAAUGGGACAGCAUGAAGCAGGGGAAGAGCGGCAAAGGACAAAAACCAUCGGAGAGCUCUGAAGAGGCCAGCUCAUCAUCCACUGGGCUGAAACCAAAGACAAACAAGAAGCCGCUGCGCAGUCCUGACUACAAUCCUCUGAUGGGACAAGGAGGCUCCUGCACCUGGAGACCGGGGAGGAGGGGACCCUCAGGUGGUGGAUGAGGUUAAAUGUUGGAGGUGUUCUGACCACCUCCAGUGUAAUGUGCACACUGACUGCUGGGAUCAAGCUGGAAAUGAAACAGAGUCUGUUCUUUCAGAUCACUGGUUAAACUCCUGUACUAGAGAAGUGAACACACCCAUUUAGAAAUUCACAUGUGAGAUUGACUUUUUCCUGAGAGGGAGAAACUUUAGAGACCUAAGUAGGAAUUCAGUGCAAUUAAAGAUAAAUGUAACAAUUUCAUAUUUGAAAACAAUUUUGAGCAGAAUAAUAACAAAAAUUGGCUUCAAUUGCAAAAUUGUUGUUAGAACUGCAGACUAUCUGCAUUUCAGGGCCAUGGUGUAGAGAACUUCAGAAACAGUGAUGGGUAACACCAACGAAAAGAACUAAAGUGGUUUCACUCCAGAAAUAAAGCUUUGGAUGCUUUGUUGUUCUGAAAAUGAGAUUGAUGCUUCAGACUUGGAACCAGGUCCAUAUGAAGGCCUGAACUCAGAAAUGAUUCUCCUCAAACAAAUAAAUGAAUGGAUUUAAUCUCCAUCAUUAAAUAUGUCCUAACUUUGUCACAAUGUAUUCUUGCUUUGGGCUCUAAAUCUCUAAUAUCGUACAAACACUUGAAUUAUUUCAGAAGGAACAUUAGAUGAUAUGACAGUCUAAUGAAUGUACAUUUCAGUGGGUGGAUUUACUAACUGGAGUUUAACUUUUCUUUCAGUUCCCACUUUCUUCUGUUAGGAUAACUGGUUAGUAGCUUCUGGGCUAAAUGCUUUGUGUAAUUGAAAGCUUGAUAUGAAGCCAUUCCUUGAAAUGGUCUCCAACCAGUAGGUUUGGCUGAUUAUUCCCCAGUCAUUGUGCUUUUUCAUGGUUGUUGUUGAGUAUUUCUGAAGGUUUUAAGUUAAAAUCAUAGCAGUGGUGAUAACUGGUAAAUGUUCUUUACAUUCUGACUCUAUGGUUCUAAACAAAUGUAAUAUUAAAGGACUUUCUUACUGUUUCUCAUCUGUUUCAAUCAAGACUGUAGCUGUGAGUGGACGUUUGACCAGCUGGUACACUAAAUUUCUAUAACCAUGUAAAUGUUCAUUUUGAAGUUACAUAACAUGUUGAGCUUAUUUUUAUUUUAAAUGCUGUUCUUAAGUUUAUGUACUUCUGUAUAUGUUUAAUUCCUGUUUUUGAAUGGCCUAGUCAAAGUUAAGACCUGAAUGCAACUGAAAAUCUUUAGCAUGACUUGAAAAUCAAUGUUCACAGAUGCUCUCUGUCCAAUCUGACUGCUGACUGAGCUUGCACUGUUUUGCAAAGAAUAGGCAAAUAUUUUGCCUCUAAAGGACUUGCAGCUGCUAUUGUACAAAUGCACACCACUCUGCAAUUUUUUGGUUUCCACCUUCUACUUUGUCUAUCAAAUAAAAUUGCAAUAAAUUACAA